UUUUAUGCCGGAGGAGAGUUUGUAAAAAUUCUCUCUUUCAGUUUGGAGCAAAGUUACCGAAGCUCUAUCUUGUCAAGAAUCCCGUAGACUUUCAUAUCUUUAUCAAAUCUGCGACGGAGACGCUUUCAACCUCAGGAGGAAGGAAGCACCGCUGUAUCUUUGACGACUUUUGGGGGAACGAUUUUGACGGAGAGAAGUCUGGAAACGUCGGCGGGGAUGACUUCUAACCCUGCCGCCUCGAUGUCACGGCGUCUGACGGGGUUUUCCGUCAGGGACAUCCUCGGCUGGGGAGAGCAUGACGUCAGAGAACCCACACCUGCACGGGAGGACAGGGAACAGGACGUCGUUUUAAUCGAAGAAACCGUGAGCAACAAGAGCCCACCACCCACCGUCGUGACCUCUAAAGCUGAACUUAAGCACAAGUCAAGGUCACCGCAGACAAACGAAGAGGAAGACACCGGCGAUAAAGACGAGAGGGGAGGGAAGAAGAAAAAGACCAGGUACAGAACGACGUUUUCGACCUACCAGCUAGAAGAACUGGAGAAGGCCUUCGAACGAGCUCCCUACCCAGACGUCUUUGCGCGAGAGGAGCUGGCCAUGAGGCUGAACUUGAGCGAGGCCAGGGUUCAGGUUUGGUUCCAGAACAGACGGGCCAAGUGGCGCAAGCGCGAAACACCCCGGCGCUCUGCUGACCAGCUGAACAGGCUGUACUGUUCCUUGGCCGCCGGGUCUUCCUCCUGCAGCGCUCGGAGGCUCCUCAGGGGGGGUCUUCCCGAGACCAACAACGUCACAUCCGGCUGGACCGCCGCCUCCCACCACCACCCCUUUCUCCUCCCGGCAUCCCUCAUGACGUCACACCUCACCUUCGUCCAGUCCUCCCAGACGUCACUUCCGGGGGCUUCCGUGACGUCACACGUGACGCGACAGGAGGGCGUGACGUCACAGAUGGGUCUCCUGCCCACUGGUCUCCAUGGCGACGGCCCUUCUGCAGACGUUUCAGUCCCCACGGAAGGUUCGUCCCACCACAAGCACGCGGGGAAACGCCAGAGGAGCGGGGAGAAGAGCUUCCCGGCAGGAAUGCUCGGGGAGUACCGACGGCUGGCCAGCCUCGGCACGCUCAGGAUGCGCGCUCGGCAGUUCGAGGAAAAACUCUCCUCUACUUGA
Messenger RNA from Branchiostoma belcheri (Belcher's lancelet), 1164 nucleotides. Its product is annotated as paired box protein Pax-6-like. Bases 217 to 1164 code for a protein of 315 amino acids. The record is from RefSeq and is a predicted model, not a curated record. Gene Ontology annotation, molecular function: RNA polymerase II transcription regulatory region sequence-specific DNA binding; DNA-binding transcription factor activity, RNA polymerase II-specific. Lineage: Eukaryota; Metazoa; Chordata; Leptocardii; Amphioxiformes; Branchiostomatidae. The transcript has 6 exons. Gene Ontology annotation, biological process: regulation of transcription by RNA polymerase II.